ACGUCCGGCGGUGCGCGCGCGCAGGAGGGUCUCAGGGCCGCCUCGGGAUGGCCUGAGGGAGCGUCAACGAGAGAAGGAGCGAAGAGUGGUCGCGGGGGGCCGGCUUUCUGGCUUGCCGUCUGCUCAGUCGCUGCCAUGAACUCCCUGGUGUUCCUCUGCUCUCAGAAGGUUGUCUCUGACUUUGAUAGCUUGCAAGAUGCCUUGGCCUUCCUCCCGAAGGAGCUCUACCCCGUCUUGUUCAAAGCGGCCUUCAUGGACAAGAGGACCCUAUCCUUGCAGCUGCUAGUGAACACCUGGCCCUUCCCAGUCCUAAGUUUCCAGAAGCUGCUGCGGAAAUGCCAGCACUGCGAACGUGCCCUGAUCCGGGAGAAGCCCAACAAGUACUGCAUCCAGAUGGUUAUUUCAGGAGUUGUGACAUACCUGGUCAAGCUGCUGGAGAACCGGCGUGGCAGUAAGAGCAAAGCGCAGCAGCGGCUGCAGAUUCUCGACAUGACCGGCCUCCAGGAUGAAGGGCAGGGCCCAGAGAGCAUGAGUCUCUGGUCCCGGACGGUCACGCUGGCCAAGGCUUGCCUGGACAUCUCCAAGCAGCAAGGCAAGUGGACGAGGCGGACGUCCAAGCGGAGAAAAAGCCCCUACAGCAAACCCCCGGGCCCCCCAGCCCUCCCGCCCGUCUCCGUGGACGUGUGGGUGGACCUCUUUGUGAACAGCACCUCCUACGGAGUCCUGAAGGACGCCUUGCAGAUCAACAGCUACAAUGCCCUGCGGCUGAGGUGCCGGGACUUCCGGGCAGAGGAGCUGUCCAUCGCCAGCACCGUGGGGCUCCUGGAGUUCCUGGACCCAGUCGGCGUCCGGCAGGUGGACCUGAGGUUCAACAACCUGGGCCUCUCUGGCUUGCGAGUGGUCCUCCCGCACCUGACCAAGUUCACCAACCUGGCGAGCCUGAAGCUGCCCUACAGCAACGUGGAUGUGAGGCGCCUCACCGUGGGCAUGGAGGGGAGCCUGCAGUACUUUGCCAACCAGCUGAGCCGACUGAGAUGCCUCAAGGAGCUGAACCUGGGAUCCUCCCGGCUAUCUGGCAAGCUAAGGCUGCUCCUAGGUGACCUGCAAAGCCCUUUGGAGAGCCUGGAGCUGGCCUUCUGCUACCUUCUGCCCAAUGACCUGGCCUACCUUUCCCAAAGCCUCCACACUCCUGCCCUGAAGAAGCUGGACCUCAGCGGGAACAACCUCUCUGACUGCCUCCUGCAGCCUUUCCAAGGCCUGCUGAUGGAGGCCGCCCCCACCCUUCUGCACCUGGACAUCAUGGAGUGCCGCAUGAUGGACACCCACCUGAACGUCCUCCUGCCGGCCAUCUGCCGCUGCUCGCGGCUCCGCUACCUGGGCGUGUUUGGCAACCCCAUCUCGGCCAAAGGACUGAAGAACCUCCUUCACAAGACGGUGGGCCUCUUGGACUUGAAGCUGGUCAUCUACCCCUACCCGGUGGACUGCUAUGGGGAUGACCUGCCGUGGCCCCCCACUUCCUCCAACCUCCUCAACGGCAACGUGGACGAGGAGAAGUUCUUCCGGGUCAGCAACGAACUCCAGCAGAUGCUGCUGAGCGCCAAUCGGGCAGACGUCACCUGGACCACGAACCUCUGCCGCCACAAUAGUCUGGACUUCUUUAGUUUAUAGCCCCACGCGCAUCUCCUGCCAAGAGACAAGGAAUGGGGCUUGUCCUCUCCUGCUGCCACUUGCCUGCCAGUGCUCCCUGUCUCGCACCAUACUGCAAUGGACCAGUGCUGACUACCUUACCUGCCCUGGUGCAUCUCAGCCAGAAAGAUCCACCUGGGAGAGCCUUGCACACAACACCUAGAGUGGUUGCCUGUGCUCUCUUUGCAGCAGAGAUUGAGAGUGUGUGGAGGCGCCAUAGUCUUGCUCUGCUAUUUCUUCCUGCCAGGAGAAGGAUGCAGCUGCCUUUGCCUGCUUGUCCUCAACCUUAAAGGGGCAGGCGGGCAGGGGAGCCUUGCAUUCCUGCCAGUCAGUGGAAAGAGUGCAAAAGAGUGCAGUGCAGUGACUGUGGAAGGAGAAAACAGGCAGGCAAGUGGUGGCCAGGAGAGAGGAGUGAAUGAAAUCUGCCAUGGUGUGGUGGCAAGUGGCAGAUGGGUAUUUCUGUUAUCAUAGGAGGGCCAGCAGUGAAUGCCAGGUCAAAGCACGUGAGCCCUUUCUGGUGCAUGUAAGAAUACAGGGGGUUAGGUUUUGGAUUUUUUUUUUCUCCCCCAAACAUCUAUUUUGUAACAUCUUAGUUAGAGCUUAGCAAAGUGGAUAUUACCGCCUCUCCUUCUGUGUGUUGAUGGGAUUGCCGGAGGUCAGUUGGGUGGGUGCCUUUGAAACGGUUUGGUCCUUUUCAUGAAUUGACGGGAAGUUUGUCAAUCCAGAAUCUGGAAAAAAGGCCUAAAUAUUGUAAGGGCCGAAGGAAGGGGAGGUGAGAUUAUAUACAGAGAACUUUGGGACCUGAAAUAAAAGACCUG
Messenger RNA from Lacerta agilis (Sand lizard), 2504 nucleotides. RefSeq names its product leucine rich repeat containing 14 (gene LRRC14). Gene Ontology annotation, molecular function: protein binding. The transcript is spliced from 4 exons. Gene Ontology annotation, cellular component: cytoplasm. The record is from RefSeq and is a predicted model, not a curated record. Lineage: Eukaryota; Metazoa; Chordata; Lepidosauria; Squamata; Lacertidae. The coding region runs from base 136 to 1668 and encodes 510 amino acids.